AUGGACAUGUUCUCCGAUUUGACGGACGCUCUAAUAGUCACCAUCAUUUCCUUCUUGCCCUUUAAAGAAGCCGCAAGAACGAGUGUACUAUCCCGGCGUUGGCAUUGCCUAUGGCGUUUGACGGCGAACAUUGAGUUUGACGAGCAGUUUUUUGUUAGGGACAAUGUACCCGUUGAAACUCAACGUGUUCAAAGACUCGAUUUCAUCAACUUCGUUCGGCACUGGCUCAAUGAAUACACCACUGAACUCGUCCUGCGAAGGUUCAAGCUCCGUAUAUCAAAGCCUCGCGAGUUCGAAGCCGAUGUGCAAAAGUGCAUUUCAUUUGCCGUUUCCCGUAAUGUUGGAGCGCUUGAACUGGACUUCUCAGAUCCAACGUGGGACGAGAACGAUAUGGAGAAUCAUGAACCAGAGUUUGGUCUCCCCAUGCAAGUUUAUGAAAAUGGCACGCUGGGUCUUGAGUCGUUGACGCUGUUCGCAUGCAGUUUCAACCCGGCCUGGUUGAUGAAUCUCAGAUUGCUUAAACAUGUUUCGUUUGGUUGGAUCGCAGUUAGAAUGUCUACCCUGAAUGACCUAUUGCGGAAUUGUACGUGCUUGGAGAGUUUGAGGCUGAAAAAAUGUUGGAACCUCGAGCAUCUGAGUAUUUUCGAGAGGGAUGUGGCCCUUAAGACAUUGGUGGUGGAUAAUUGCAAUUUCUAUCAAGAGUGGUUUGGGAUCGAGGCACCGAACUUGAGGUUUUUCAAGUAUUCAGGGUCUGUAGGGAUCUUUGAUUUGAUUUUGACAAGGCAAUUGGAAGAGGCUGAACUUGACUUUGGAUCCGAGUCGGAGUUCGAUGAAUCUGGUGGCGAUCUUCUUCAGAGACUUUUAUCAUCCUUGGACUGCGCUAGGGUUUUGAAAGUUUGUAGUUUCAUGCUUCAGGUUGUUCCAACUGGGAUGGAGCCCUUGAGAAUGCAAUCACCUCUUAAUGUGCGACAUCUUAUUUUGAACGCUGCAAUGCACCAAGAUGAGUUUUGGGGCAUUGCUUUCUUCCUCAAGAGUUGUCCUUUUCUCGAAACCCUAACCCUUCAAAUGAGCCCUCCAAGAAUUUUCCCUUUUUUCAGCAUGAGCUCUGUUGUUCAGCUCGACAUUAUUCGCAAUUUGAGAUGGGGUAUUGACUCUGACCUUUCUGAGUACCAGAGGACAAGAUAUUUGGAGCUCUGCUCUAAUCAGAAUGGGUUUCUGCACGACAACCUUCUCAAGUGCAUUAGUUACAAGUUGGCUGCUCAGAUAAUUUCUAAGACAGUCAACAUUGCGGAUGCCAUUUAA
Syzygium oleosum is the source of this 1302-nucleotide messenger RNA. RefSeq names its product putative F-box protein At3g29830. Gene Ontology annotation, molecular function: protein binding. The coding region runs from base 1 to 1302 and encodes 433 amino acids. The transcript has 4 exons. Lineage: Eukaryota; Viridiplantae; Streptophyta; Magnoliopsida; Myrtales; Myrtaceae. The record is from RefSeq and is a predicted model, not a curated record.